CCGACUGGAGAUCUUUGAGAGCGGUCUCAAGGCAAUUAUGGAAGUGAACACCACUUCUGAUCACAUCAACACAACACAUGAAUAUGGAAACAAUGACACUGAGUAUGACUAUUUUGAUCAGUAUGCUGAGCUGAGAAAGCCUCUUCACACCAUGUCGCUCAUCGUGUACAGCCUGGCCUUCGUUUUUGGCGUGCUGGGGAAUGGAGUUGUUAUCUGGAUGACCGGGUUCAAGAUGAAGAAAACUGUUAACACAGUUUGGUUCCUCAACCUUGCCGUGGCCGACUUCCUCUUCACAGCGUUCCUGCCCCUGAGCGUGACGUACACAGCUAUGGAUUUCCACUGGCCUUUCGGCAAGUUCAUGUGCAAACUGAACAGCACCAUAAGCUUUCUCAACAUGUUCUCCAGCGUCUACAUUCUGGUGGUGAUCAGUGUGGACAGAUGUGUGUCUGUGGUGUGGCCCGUCUGGGCCCAGAACCACCGAAGUGUACGCAAGGCGUCCGGUGUGAGUCUGGGUGUUUGGGUACUGGCUCUGAUUCUCAGCGCUCCAUACUUCAUCUUUAGGGACACGGGGCCGUCAUAUAACAACGACGACAUCAUUGUCUGCUUCAAUAACUUCGCAUUUUCUGAUGAUUAUACAACACCGUCUGUGAUCGAGCUGCGAAAUUUUCGUCUCCAGGCCAUGACCAUCACCCGCUUCCUCCUGGGAUUUGUUGUCCCCUUCACUGUCAUUGUCUCCUGUUAUGCUGUGAUAAUCCAUCGUCUCAGAAGAAACCGCACCCUGGCCAGCCAGUUAGGACGGACCUCUAAGAUUAUUGCUGCUGUUAUCACCAGUUUUUUCCUGUGCUGGGCUCCUUAUCACAUCAUGGCUCUAAUUGAGCUGGUAAAUGAGAUGGCUACUCAUGCAACAUUGGACCAUGUCACCACUAUCGGAGUUCCUAUAGCAACCAGCCUGGCCUUUAUCAACAGUUGCUUGAAUCCACUGCUGUAUGUGUUCAUGGGCCAAGAUUUCAAAGAUAAAGUCCGCAAAUCCAUCCUGAAUGCACUGGAGACUGCCUUCCAGGACGAGGUUUCUCGCUCUCACACUGAUGCAAAGUCAGUGGACACCAGUCACAGCAAAGACAAGUCAGUGCUUAGUACUGAGGUGUAAGAAGUUGUGAGCCCCUCUACCACCAUAAUGUUGUGAUUUAAUGAUUUAAGGUGGCUUAGAAAUGGUGAAUAUCAAUUUUAAUUAAUAUCCAACAUACAUAUAUAUAAAAAUCUUAAAGGAGUGUUUAUUAAAAAUUAUAGUCCCCUUAUAAGAGCAGUCAAUAAGACUGACAACCCCUUCCCUAAUCAGCAACAAUAUCAUCGUCCAUCAUGAUAUUUCACUGUGGACAUCGCCCAGCCCUACUACGCAUAGCAAAGCAUUGUGACACAAAUCCAAAUGUAUGUAUCAGAUUACUUUUUUUUUGCUUUGGUUGUCUUUGUACAAGAGCCCUCAAAUCAAGCUGUAAACAUC
Messenger RNA from Chelmon rostratus (copperband butterflyfish), 1498 nucleotides. RefSeq names its product chemokine-like receptor 1. Gene Ontology annotation, molecular function: G protein-coupled receptor activity; complement receptor activity. The record is from RefSeq and is a predicted model, not a curated record. Gene Ontology annotation, biological process: phospholipase C-activating G protein-coupled receptor signaling pathway; positive regulation of cytosolic calcium ion concentration; complement receptor mediated signaling pathway. Lineage: Eukaryota; Metazoa; Chordata; Actinopteri; Chaetodontiformes; Chaetodontidae. The transcript has 2 exons. Bases 38 to 1147 code for a protein of 369 amino acids. Gene Ontology annotation, cellular component: plasma membrane.